AAUAUUAUUUUAUUUCAAAUACCCAGGAAAAUGGCAAAGUGAUUUUGAUAAUGAAGUAUAUGAAAAUAUCACUGGCACUGAAGAACCAAAUGAGCCCACAAGAAUGAUGAUGAAAAUUUAUCAAGAACCAAAAGGCGGAAGUUUCUCACCAAAAGUUCUGAAGGCAAGUGAAACGUUGAGGACACAGAGGAGACUCUUGAUGGUUCUGGUGACCCUGCUGGUUCUUGUUUUCAUGUUCCUGAUAAUCCUGACCAGCCUCAUGUUUAUAUACUAUUCUAAAGUGAGCCGGCAGCUACAGCAGGAACAUGAGGAGAAAGCCAACCUUCUAACACAGAUCACAACCAUAAAACAGGCACUGGAUGAGGACAAAGCCAACCUUCUAACACAAAUCACAACCGUGAAACAGACACUGGAUUCCCGUAUAUCAGAUGCUAAGAACAGUAUGAAGCAGGAUCUCUUACAGACAAUACAAAAAGAGAGACCCCGGUGUGAUUCUGGCUGGAAAGCAUUUGAUGGAAGCUGUUAUUAUAUCGUUACAACUGAGAAGAACUGGGUGGAUGCCCAGGCCAUUUGUAAAACAAUGAAUAGUGAUCUGGUUAUUGUCAACAGUGAGAGGGAAAAGAACUUCAUUGAAGGUCUUACUGACAACUCCUAUUUUUGGAUCGGCCUCAGAAGGGAUAAUAAGGAUAAGAAUGAGUGGAGAUGGGUGGAUGGAGCAUACUAUUAUCCACCAGAGAGGUUUUGGAAAAAAGGGGAGCCAAAUAAUACAGAUGGGAAAGAAGACUGCGUUCAUAUGUCGUAUGGAAAGUGGAAUGAUAUUUUUUGCACUCAUCAACAUAAAGCGAUCUGCGAGAAAAACUGAUGUGCUGUGUAUUGGACAGACCUCUGAACGGGCAACUGGGUGUGUACAGGCACAUAGACUUCUGUAUGUUAAGGUCACAGACCUCUAAUCUCACUCAGAGACACUGUAGAACUUACCAGACAGGGUUUUAGGGGCUUUCUGAUUAUCUAGCUGGUCGGUCUGUAGCACUGUAGACCUCGAGGUCUGCGAGGUCUGCGGAACGUAUGUGGAGGAAAUCCCGUACGCAAGCGGACUUUAUCCAUUACAAAUUCCUAUUGG
Messenger RNA from Xenopus tropicalis (tropical clawed frog), 1120 nucleotides. Its product is annotated as hepatic lectin. Bases 104 to 862 code for a protein of 252 amino acids. The record is from RefSeq and is a predicted model, not a curated record. The transcript is spliced from 9 exons. Lineage: Eukaryota; Metazoa; Chordata; Amphibia; Anura; Pipidae. Gene Ontology annotation, molecular function: carbohydrate binding.